Hydatigera taeniaeformis is the source of this 792-nucleotide messenger RNA. Lineage: Eukaryota; Metazoa; Platyhelminthes; Cestoda; Cyclophyllidea; Taeniidae. The record is from the annotation of a GenBank genome assembly.
AUGGCAUCAGCUAAUGUCAGAAGCGGGCGUUACUAUUGCCAUGGUUUCGUUGAAGAAAUUGAUCCUAACGAUAUGGAUUCGGUAAUUAAUGACUUCAGUGGAAAUCCAGAUAUGCCUCCAAUCUCUAACUUUCUAGCAGCCAUUCAGUCUGCCUUGGGCAACAUUACUGUUGGAUUUACAAGUGACAACCCAAAUCUGAAUACCUCUCAAGACGAGCCGGUCUCGGCAAACACGAGGUCACGGUCACAACGAAGGCCGGAUAUGAUGAUGGGAGGAAUAGAACUUUUUAUGCAAAUGCUAUUGAAUGCUGAUUUGAAUCCGUUUAAUAUGGGUGGACCUCCACCUGCUACGCCGGCAGAUAUUGCUUCACUUCCCAGAAAAAUUUUGUCGAAAGCGGAUCUCAAAACAUAUGAUGUUUGCUCGAUAUGUCUGGAAAAGUUUUCAGUUGACGAUGAAAUACUUACAUUACCCUGUUUGCACGGCUUCCACCAGCCCUGUCUAUCAACAUGAAGGGUUCCUGUCCCAUUUGUCGCAAGGACAUGCAGGGUCGGGAUAGCUCAUAGUACUCUUCUAUCCUUGGUGACAUCUAUUAACUUCGAGAAUUCUCGUUUUAUCAAAGUCUUCGGCGGACGUUUGAUCGCGUUAGCGCAGUCUUAUUUACGUGCUCCGUCACUUGUAAAGUUGCCUUUUUCUGGGAGAUACACAUUUCAACUUGAAUUUCUUCACGCAAUAUCCUCCAUUUAUUUUACUCCCAUACAAUCUCUACUGCUGAGAAUGCGACAUCCUUUCUGA